Messenger RNA from Papaver somniferum (opium poppy), 2196 nucleotides. RefSeq lists its product as uncharacterized. The transcript is spliced from 16 exons. The record is from RefSeq and is a predicted model, not a curated record. The coding region runs from base 162 to 1973 and encodes 603 amino acids. Lineage: Eukaryota; Viridiplantae; Streptophyta; Magnoliopsida; Ranunculales; Papaveraceae.
GCCCAUUGAUACUCAUCUUCUCCACAUAACAUGAUCUCAUCACCAACACUAUCGUGUGCGUGUGGUCUAUAUUUAUUCUAGAGAACGUUUUGAAAAUCAAUUUUCUUCCUCGUUUCUCAACACUUACUGUAUCAUAACACUGAUUUGGGUUUCGAAGAGAAAUGGUUUACUGUUGCUGUUCAAACAAAUUGCCGUCUACUGCAAUUAUCAAUUUCCAGGGAUAUUCAUCAUUACCUAUCGGUAGAAGCCACUCUAACAAAGCUCUACACUAUUUGUUGCUGUCAUCUUCACAUUCUCCACACUUCCUUCCACUCAGUGACAAACUCCAAACUUUAUCUUCUGGGUGCAAAUUUGCUUCUUUAUCUUUGAGAUCAAAUAAAAAGUCUAUAUACGCAGAGACGGGAAGACAAGGUUGGGAUGUUGGGAAAUUUUUGAAGACGGUAUAUUUCUUUAAUGCACCUCCAUCUCCUGCUAAGUUAUUCGAAUUUCUGGUUGGGAAACUUUCAAAUUCAACAUCUAACGAGCCGGUAAAAGAAAUGGCAACAUCUGAUAUAAUCCUAGUAGUUGGAGCUACAGGUGGUGUUGGGCGUAGGGUAGUUGAUGUCUUGCGCAGGAAAGGCCUCCCAGUCCGAAUCCUGGUUAGGAAUAAAGAGAAGGCAAGAAAAAUGUUUGGUCCAGAUAUUGACUUGGUGGUCGGAGAUAUCACAAAGGAGAGUACUCUAGUUCCUGAGUAUUUCAAGGGAGUGAAGAAAGUCAUUAAUGCAGUUUCUGUCAUUGUGGGUCCAAAAGAAGGGGACACUCCAGACAGGCAAAAGUACAGCCAAGGAAUCAAGUUCUUCGAGCCGGAGAUAAAAGGUGAUUCACCUGAAAUGGUAGAGUAUAAUGGAAUGAAAAAUUUAAUUAAUUCCCUCGAAAAGGGUGUGGGGCAUCGAAAUGGAAAAUUGAUAUUUGGUUUCCAAGAUAGCAUAUCCAAAGAACUCGCUUGGGGUGAGCUAGAUGAUGUUGUGAUGGGAGGUGUCAGUGAAAGUAAAUUUCUAAUCGAUCACUGUGGAAAUGAAUAUGGUGGCCCAACUGGGCUCUUCAAAGGUGUUGUCUCCACCAAAAACAAUGGUGGUUUCACCAGUAUUAGGACAAGGAAUUUUUCCAUACCCGAGGAUCUUUCAGCAUAUGAUGGUCUUGAAUUGCGAAUCAAAGGCGAUGGCCGCCGUUAUAAACUUAUUGUUCGCAUUAGCCCUGAAUGGGAUACCGUAGGGUAUACUGCAAUCUUUGACACAGUAAAAGAUCAAUGGCAAUCGAUACAACUUCCAUUCUCUUCUUUACGACCUAUAUUUCGAGCAAAGACUGUAUUUGAAGCACCACCCUUUGACCCAAGCACAAUCGUAUCAUUGCAGCUCAUGUAUAGCAAGUUUGAGUUUGAUGGCAAACUGAAUCCAACUUUUGAGGAAGGCCCAUUUGAUCUUCCUAUCUCAACCAUAAAAUCAUACUUAAAAGAUCCAAUCACUCCCAGGUUUGUACAUGUUGGAUCUGCUGGUGUUACCCGACCUGACAGGCCUGGUCUUGAUUUAAGUAAACAACCUCCUGCUGUUCGCCUAAAUAAGGAACUUGACUAUAUCCUCACCUUUAAGUUGAAGGGCGAGGAUUUGAUCAGGGAAAGUGGAAUUCCCUAUACAAUAGUAAGACCUUGUGCAUUGACUGAGGAACCUGCUGGAGCUGAUCUCAUUUUCGAGCAAGGAGACAAUAUUACGGGGAAAAUUUCUAGGGAGGAGGUUGCUCGCAUAUGUGUUGCUGCUUUAGAAAGCCCAUACGCAUGUGACAAGACAUUUGAGGUGAAGAGCGUUAUUCCCUUUAGUGAGCCAUUUACGGUGGAUCCUGAAAAUCCCCCACCUGAGAAAGACUAUGACAUUUGCUUCAAAACAUUGAAGGACGGUAUCACUGGGAAAGAAGUCGCGUACCAAAGCCCUGUAUCGGUUUAAUGUUUAUACUUUAUACUGUAUUUAUAGACAAAGGGGGUAUUCUUUCACAUCAUAUAAGUAGAUGGAGUAACACAAAUAAACCUGAACGCGACAAUACUUUGUAAUCAGCAUGAAAUUGUUUUCAGAUCACAAUGCCUCAUGUAGAGGAGUGAUGGGUUAAUGAAAUUGGAUUAGGGAAAGAGAUUAGGUAAUUGAAAAGUGAGGCUUUGAUUUCACGAACCUA